UUAUCACAAACUGAGUUUGGAGUUCAGUCUGAUGCUUGAUGGAAGCACACAUGCCUCAGAACGCCUUGGUGAUUGUGCGAUAUGGCCCGUAUGCAUCGUGUGGCACCGUGGAGCAUAGAACGUUCCGUCUGAAGGGCCUUGAAGCCGCAUUAACGGAGGAUGGCCAUCGCUGCGUCCUCGAGAAAAUACCAGACUGGAACGAAGUGGAGCUUGUUGUCAAUGGCGAAUGUGUUCUUGCAUGUAAGAUACAGGACCUUGAAUUUGGAGGAGAUGGUAGACUGGACCCACUUUGCCAGGAAGCGAAAAGCGCCGUGAAGGAGGCGUACUGAGCUAGGCGGAAAUUCCUUUUUUUUUAUACGAGGAAUGUUUCUAAAUGUAC
Conger conger (European conger) is the source of this 379-nucleotide messenger RNA. It is a transcript of the gene c18h10orf53, whose product is annotated as chromosome 18 C10orf53 homolog. The coding region runs from base 39 to 329 and encodes 96 amino acids. The transcript has 3 exons. NCBI's taxonomy places the organism in Eukaryota, Metazoa, Chordata, Actinopteri, Anguilliformes, Congridae. The record is from RefSeq and is a predicted model, not a curated record.